This is a messenger RNA of Penicillium crustosum, 1062 nucleotides long. Its product is annotated as inositol monophosphatase family protein. Gene Ontology annotation, molecular function: 3'(2'),5'-bisphosphate nucleotidase activity. NCBI's taxonomy places the organism in Eukaryota, Fungi, Ascomycota, Eurotiomycetes, Eurotiales, Aspergillaceae. The record is from RefSeq and is a predicted model, not a curated record. Gene Ontology annotation, biological process: sulfate assimilation. The transcript has a single exon. Bases 1 to 1062 code for a protein of 353 amino acids.
AUGACCGCCUCAACCCCUUACGCCAAAGAACUCCAGCUUGCCAGCCUAGCCGUACAACGAGCAGCCAUCCUAACAAAAGAGCUACUCUCUGCCGUUGACAAAGGCGCCCUUGACAAGAGCGACGCCUCUCCCGUAACAAUUGCCGACUUCGCCGCCCAAGCCUCAAUAAUUGCAGCCAUCCAUAACGUCUUCCCCGACGACGACAUCGUCGGCGAAGAAGACGCUACAGCCCUCCGCUCAAACCCAGACCUCCUCGCAAGAACCUGGGACCUAGCAACCAGCAUCCACCUCAAUGACCCAGAAAGCGAAGCCCUUCUCCACACCCCAAGUACCACCUCCGAACUUCUCGACCUCAUCGACCUCGGCGCAAAAGGCGCCUGUACCCCCACUAGCAGGACCUGGACUCUAGAUCCCGUAGAUGGAACAGCAACCUUCAUCCGUGGCGAGCAGUACGCGGUCUGUCUCUCGCUAGUCGAAAACGGAGUCCAGAAAGUCGGCGUCCUCGGCUGUCCCAACCUUUUGGAGUCAGGACCCGUCGCUGAACAGCGCGUCGACCGCGACGGUCUCGGCCAGAUGAUCUCAGCCGUUGCCGGACAGGGCGCUACCAUCAGACCUAUGGGUCUGGGAGCUUUGCUGCCGGGGCGCCCGCUUGAAAUUGUCCCGCAGGUUGGGGCUUCCGACGUGCGGUUCAUUGAUACGCGUGCGGCGAAGACGCAGGAUCUUGAGGCUCAUGCACGUGUGGCGGCGGAUCUUGGUUGUCCGUGGCCGAAUCCGGUGGAUUUGUGGUCGGCGCAGAUGCGUUAUGUUGCUAUUGCCGUGCAGGGGGGGUGUAAUGCUUUCGUGAAGGUGCCGCUGAGUCCGGAGUAUCGCUCGAAGAUCUGGGAUCAUGCGGGUGGUAUGCUUAUUGUGCAGGAAUUGGGCUGUCUUGUUACCGACCUUGAGGGGAAACCGGUUGAUUGUUCGCUGGGUCGUACUUUGGCUGGGUGUCAUGGUAUGGUUGUUGGGCCGGCUUCGGUUCAUGGGAGGAUUUUGGAGGCUGUGAAGGAGGCGCGGGGAUUGUGA